Ficedula albicollis (Collared flycatcher) is the source of this 3315-nucleotide messenger RNA. It is a transcript of the gene DENND1B, whose product is annotated as DENN domain containing 1B. Gene Ontology annotation, molecular function: guanyl-nucleotide exchange factor activity; phosphatidylinositol phosphate binding. NCBI's taxonomy places the organism in Eukaryota, Metazoa, Chordata, Aves, Passeriformes, Muscicapidae. Bases 1 to 2832 code for a protein of 943 amino acids. The record is from RefSeq and is a predicted model, not a curated record. Gene Ontology annotation, biological process: endocytic recycling; endocytosis. Gene Ontology annotation, cellular component: nuclear speck; intracellular membrane-bounded organelle; cytosol. The transcript is spliced from 25 exons.
AUGCGCUCCGUGUCGGAGGUGAGCGGCUGCCCCCGGCCGGGGCUUGGGGAAGCGCCCCGGGCAGAGUUUGAGGGUCGGGCCCCUUCUUCUCCGAGCCGCGCCGGCGGCUCCCGCGGGGACCUGGAGUGCCGGUGGGGAUGUCUCCUCCUGGGCAUACCCGGGGUUAAAGUAACAUCUAUGAGCUUUACUACGAAAAGCUCCACUUUCCUGCCGUGCAUACGGAACGGGAAAGGGCUGCUGCGAUGUGUGAGCGCACACAGCAGCCGGACCCGCGCUCCGGGCGGCGGGGCAGCGGGUGAAGGUGCCCCUUAUGGCCGCGGUGGUUGCAGACCGCCCUUCUGCCGCUGCGGCAUGGCAGGUGCAGAAGGUUUCCUGGGUGUUUGUGAGCUCUGCUGUCCAGGCUGCCCUGCGGCUCUGGUGACAUUGGAAGUGACAAGAUGUUCCACACGGGUUUCGGCGGCUGACAAACAGCUCCGUGCCCAUACGGAAAAUCCAGAACGUACCUUUGAUUUGGUACUGAAAGUAAAAUGCCAAGCUUCAGAAAAUGAAGAUCCAGUGGUACUGUGGAAGUUCCCGGAGGACUUUGGAGACCAGGAAGUGCUGAACAGCGUUCCAAAGUUCUGCUUUCCCUUUGACGUUGAAAGGGUAUCCCAAAACCAAGUAGGACAGCAUUUCACCUUUGUGCUCACUGACAUUGAAAGUAAGCAAAGGUUUGGAUUCUGCCGUUUGACGUCAGGAGGCAAGGUCUGCCUCUGUAUUCUAAGCUACCUACCAUGGUUUGAGGUAUACUACAAGCUCCUAAAUACCCUGGCAGAUUAUUUGGCUAAAGAACAGGAAAAUGACUCAAAUGAUUUGUUGAAAUCAUUGUAUAGCCAUCCUGUGCCAAAGGCGAAUGCUUUAGUCAGUUUAAGUGUGAACCAAGAGAUGAUUUUUGCAAGUGAGCAAGUUUUGAAAAAACAGCCUUGUCUUGUAUCGCACUCAUAUUUCAUUACUCCUGAUAUAACUGGAUUGCCAACUAUCCCUGAAAGUAGAAACCUCACUGAAUAUUUUGUUGCUGUGGAUGUGAACAACAUGCUGCAACUUUAUGCCAGUAUGUUGCAUGAGAGACGAAUCAUUAUUACCUCCAGCAAACUAAGCACUUUAACUGCUUGUGUUCAUGCGUCAGCUGCAUUGUUAUAUCCAAUGUAUUGGCAACAUAUUUACAUCCCAGUGCUUCCUCCACAUCUUCUGGACUACUGCUGUGCACCAAUGCCUUAUCUAAUUGGCGUCCACUUAAGCUUGAUAGAGAGAGUAAAAAAUAGAUCACUGGAGGAUGUGGUUUUACUAAAUGUUGACACAAACACUCUAGAAACCCCUUUUAAUGACCUGAACAACCUACCUGGUGAAGUGGUCUCGGCCUUGAAAAAUAAACUGAAAAAGCAGUCGACAGCCACGGGCGACGGAGUGGCCAGAGCCUUCCUUCGGGCACAGGCAGCACUCUUUGGAUCCUACAGAGAUGCACUGAGAUACAGACCAGGAGAGCCUAUAACCUUCUGUGAGAAUAGUUUUGUAAAGCAUCGUUCCAGUACAACUAAGCAGUUCCUGGAAACAGCUGUUAAUCUUCAACUGUUUAAACAGUUUAUUGAUGGUCGGCUAUCAAAAUUAAACGCGGGAAGAGGAUUCUCUGAUGUUUUUGAAGAAGAAAUCACAGCAGGAGGCUUUUGUGGAGGAAAUUCAAGAUCUUACCAGCAGUGGAUGCACACAGUGAAGAAAGGCAGUGCACUGAUCAACACAGCAAUGACCAAAGCCACUCCGGCUGUGAAAACAGCAUAUAAAUUCGCAAAAAACCAGGCGAGGCAAGGAAUAAAAGAAGUGAAGAGUAAGUUAAAACACAAGGAGAGUGAGGAAGAGUAUGGAACUUGCAGUGCUGGUGCAGUACAGACUGUUCCUGUCUACACAACGCAUUAUGACAAAAGAACAAGCUCAGAAAAACGGAGACUGGCACAGACUCGUUUCAACCAGCGCCUCAGUAACCAGGAUUUUGCCUUGGAUGAAGAUGAUGAUGAUGAAAUUGAGAGAACAAGCAAGUUAUCAUCAGAAGACAGUGAAGAAGCUUCUGCUUACUUUUAUGAUAGUGAUGGUUCUGGUGAAACUGGAAUAACUCAGCAUCAAGGAGAAAUGGACUUGCUUGGAGAGAUUCUGGACACGCUGAGCACACACAGUUCAGAUCAAGGAAAACUGUCAGGAGCAAAGAGCCUGGAUUUCUUUAGAUCAAUGGAUGACAUUGAUUACAAGGCUGCGAACAAGUCAAAUGCACCUAGUGAGAGCAACCUUACCCUGCUUUGCAGCAGUGCUACUGACCAGGCAGAGUGGAACCUGGGCCAGGAUGACAGUGUCCUCCACGGGAAGCAGCUCCCCCCGUCCCCAAGGAAGCAAGUUUCUGCUGGUGGCCAGAGGGAAUCUCUCUCAAGCAUGGAAGAAGAAAAGAGUGGCAAAACCUUUACCACUGACAAGAUGGGCACCACUAGUUUGACAUCCCUAUCUCCAGUACGACCAAGUGCCCAGUUUACUUCCCUAGAAAGUUUCAAAGCAGGCUUUUCUUCCUCUCAGUAUGCAAAGCCUAAUGAAACACUAAGCAAUACCUCAGAAGAUCAGCUCCCAGCAGGUCUUGCUCAACAGCCAUCCAUUCUGGUCCCUUGGGAGAAAGCUGGGAAGGAAGGAGAUGAAACUCCAGAAGAAGGUGGACUUCUUCAAGAAGUGGUGUCAUUAUGUAAACUGAAUUCUGCUUUUCACUAUGGUUUAAAUAUUUCAAAGGAUAGCUUAUCCAGCAGUAGCAGUGGAAAUAAAACGUAAGAAAAGUCUGAGAAGAGAAACUUGACUCCCAUCAGAAGUUAAAGGGAGACUACUCAGGACUCCAUGUAACUCCAUGUAACAUGAUAACCAAAAAAAUGAAAAGAAAUAAGAGAUCUUCAGUUAUAAAAAUAAUUCUCUUCAGUUGAGUAUGCAUUUUCUGCCAUUGGACAUCCGCUUCUAUGUUUACUCAGUUCGUUUGUUGGCUGUAGUUAGGUCCACAAAGUGGAACUAAAUAUAUGAAUGCACUCUCAAAUCAGGUACUAGUUAGUCUCUGUGUUAAAAAUGCAGCAAGUGUAUGGUGCUUCCUGUCACUUGCUUCCUCUAAGCAGCAAGGGUCUCGCCUAAAGGUAGCCAGGUUUUGAAGGUACUAUGUUAAUCCCAUUAGCAUGAAAUGAACCAAGCAAUCUGAUUUGUCUGAAAUGUACAAAUGUUAAUAUUUGUAAUGAAUAAUAAUUGCCUUAAUCUUUUGAGAAGGGGUUUAAC